Molecule: messenger RNA, 2028 nt
Organism: Yamadazyma tenuis ATCC 10573
Lineage: Eukaryota; Fungi; Ascomycota; Pichiomycetes; Serinales; Debaryomycetaceae
Source: RefSeq, a predicted model, not a curated record
UAAGAAAUAAAUGUUUAUAUUUUUAAUAAAUGAGAGAGUUUUAGUAAAUGACAGAAAACGAUAAGCAGGUCCGGCCGGCCCAGUCGCGAGCCCUGGUCCACGGAGUUGAAGGUCGCGAUUUCUGCAACCAUUUUUGGCCCGAUAAGCAUGGAACAACUCAAGAAGAGACGGACACGGGUGUUGCGUGCCUGUGAAAACUGCCGACAGCGCAAGCGUAAAUGUUCAGGAAAGGUCGUAUGCAGUGAGUGUGCUAAAUAUGGUGACGUCUGUGUCAUUAGAUCGCAUUUUAGUGCCGCAAGUUCUAUUUCUACACCCCAAUCCGACAGCAAAGAACAGCUUGAAAUCCCGGACUAUUUGUCAGUAAGGGGCCAGAAUGAUGCACCCGAGUAUUUUGGUCCCGCCAGUAACUAUUCGUUUGUCAACCAGCUAAAUCGUGUUUUACAACAACUCGACAAUUCCAACGACGAUGAGAACAAAGGGCUUGACCGGUUUGGGAUGGGUCCCAGCGUACUCGAUCAGUCCAAUACAGACUUUUCAGUAGACGAAAUCAGCACCGACACCAUGAAUAGACUCCUAGUUGCAUUCCUCGAAACAUGGUCAGUGACAUGUCCUAUAUUCGAAGCACCCCAAUUGUUCAACUUAGCUUCACACACCUGGAAAUCGCCUUCCAGCACCCCUAAUGACCGUGCAUUGCUCUACUUGGUUUUGGCUCUCGGAGCAUCCACUUCUUACUUUGACGUUGAUGAGAGCAAUGCCGAUGUUUUUCCAUUGGCCAGAGGAUUCUUCAACUUGGCCCUUCACGCGGUGCCUGGGAUCUCGUCCCAGACUUCCUUUGAAGCCGUUCGAGUGGUGUUUUUGAUGAGCUUGUGUGCAUGUGCUUUGGGAGAUACGGCAUUGUCUUAUGUCUACUCCGGUAUAGCAGUGCGAAUACUGUUGGCAAUAGGACUCCACAAAAACAGCGUGGUGACCCGUUCGCCAGACUAUGCCCAUCGUCAGAGAGUAUGGGUAUCCAUCUGGCAGUUCGAGCACUACUGGAGUUUUUGUGUGGGAAGACCCAGCAGUUUGGGUGAAAGCGUCACCGCACCCGAAGUGAAAAAAGAAGACUUCACCUAUUCUGGAUAUGGAGAGACCAACUCGUUCAUCACUACGUCGGAGCAUAUGAAGCUCCGAGUGCAGUUUGCUACCUCGCUUACUAAAAUCAACAUGGAGUUGUACAGCUCGAAGAACGAUCUUUUGACGAUUUUGAGCAAAGUGGAAUACUUUUCCAGUGAAAUCGAUAAUGCCUACUUCGCCAGCAGUGAUACGCAGAUCACACAGGCAAAAAUUGAGGAUGGGGUAGAGUUUGUGAAGAUUGAGCGUAUCAGAGAGUGGUUUUGGAUCAGAAUCUACUAUUUGUACAUCAAGCUUAUCAUCUUCAGGCCCUUUCUCAUAUUCAGUGUGUAUCUUACCAACACUAGUGCCGACGUGUCUCAGUCUAUCAGGGACAAGAUCAAGGCUGGUGCUGAUACUUGUGUGGAGGUGGCGAUUGAGUUGUCGGACUUUAUCAUCAAGUUGAACAAGAAAGUUCGCAUGUUGCAGCCAGUAUUGUUCAUCAGCAGCUAUCUUGAGAGCACAUCCACGGUAUUAUUAUUUUACACCGUCAGUAGUCUUGCCAGUAUCUCCGAUGUGUUGGCCCGUCGGAUAUGGAAUGCAUUGCAAGUUACUCGAAGCUUUUUGAAUGGUUCGUAUGGCUACUAUAUUGGAUCUCCCAAGAUUAUGGCUCGUGAUGGACUUGAAUCUUUACAUGAGGUAUUGACGAAAAAGGACACCGAUGACCGUAAAACUUACCUCGAUAAGAUCAUGAGUGCAGUACUGGUGUCAUCACCAACACCGCAGGAGUUUCAGGAUGAGAUGGGAUUGGAGGCAUUUUGGAUGCAAACUCUUGAUUGGAUCAGUUAUUCGUGAAUCAGCCAGAUAUGUUUCUGAGCAAAGAGGUGUAUGGAGUGGGUACUUGGACUUGUAUAAUUUCGUAAUAAAAUACAGAAGAUU